GUACAGCCUUUCAAAGUCGGUCAGCGUUGGUGGGCAGAUUUGUCCGAUCCAACUCUUGUACGCUCUACAGACGGAUAGAUACCCUACCGGCUACCGGAAGCGACAAUCACUGCCUCGAGGAGCUAACAGAUCGCCGGCGAGAUGGACUCGCCGCUCGCGGCGGUGGCCAAACUCGCCGGAUUCUACCUCCGGAAAGGCGGUAAGCUCCCCAUCUUAAUCGUGGCCGUCGCGGUCUUCCUUCUCGCUGCCGUCCUGUACGGCGAAGACAUGCGUAGCUUGGCUGAGUACUCCUGGUGGCGCUACAAGGCCCUCUACGAGACCGACUACGCCCCUGGGGACCCCUUCGUGCCGGAGGCCUGCGACCUUUCGGAUGGCGACUGGGUGUUCGACCAAGAUUACCCCCCUUACCGGGAGGGCGACUGCGAGUUCCUCUCGAAGCAGGUCUCCUGCUUGCAGAACGGCCGGCCGGAUACCUUGUACCAGAAGUGGCGGUGGCAACCCAAGAACUGCUCCUUGCCCAGAUUCGACGCGAGGCGGAUGCUGGAGUGGCUACGAGGUAGGCGGAUGGUAUUCGUCGGGGACUCGAUUAAUCGGAAUCAGUGGGAGUCGAUGGUGUGUCUGAUGCAGACGGUGGUGCCGCGGGGGAGGAGAAGCCGCAUCGUCGAUGGAUCUCGCAUCAUCUUCCCGAUCAAGGAGUACCAUGCGUCGAUCGAGUUCUACUGGGCGCCGUUCCUGGUGGAGUCGAACUCCGACGAGCCGGAGUUCCACAGCAUCCCGGUGAGGGUCAUUAACCCCGACAGUGUGGAGAAGCACGCGGCCCACUGGAAGGGGGCGGAUGUACUCGUGUUCAACUCCUACAUCUGGUGGAUGAACGAUCCCCGGAUGAAAGUCCUGCGUCCGGGAGCCAAGAACUGGACAGAGCACCAGGAGAUUGGAAGAAGGGAAGCUUACGAGCGAGUGCUGCGGACUGUGUUCGAUUGGGUGGAUCGCAACUUGGACCCCAACAGCUCCUCUGUCUUCUUCAUGAGCAUGUCCCCUCUCCAUGGCAGGAGCAUGGACUGGGGCAACCCGGACGGCGUCAAGUGCGCAAAGGAGCGAGAGCCGAUACGGAACAUGUCGGGAGUGCACAUCGGAACGGAGAUGGGCCUGUGGGCGCUGGCGAGGAAGGCGGCGGCCUCGACGGCGCGCGUGCCGGUCACAUUCGUUGACAUCACGGCCAUGUCGGAGCGGCGCAAAGACGCGCACACGUCGGUGUUCACAAUGCAGCAAGGGAAGGUGCUGACGCCGGAGCAGAAGGCGGAGCCGGCCAAGUUCGCCGACUGCCUGCACUGGUGCGUGCCCGGACUUCCCGAUACGUGGAACCAACUCAUCUACGCCAGGUUCCUCUCAGGCCGGCGGCCUCAACGAUAGUAAAUGGUUUUCACAAUUUGGGGAAUGGAAUUUUGUGGUAGUUUUGACAUGAAAUUGAUGAAAUUAUCAUCAGCCCAUCUCGUGGAUUCAAUCUUUU
This is a messenger RNA of Zingiber officinale, 1507 nucleotides long. Its product is annotated as protein trichome birefringence-like 28. Lineage: Eukaryota; Viridiplantae; Streptophyta; Magnoliopsida; Zingiberales; Zingiberaceae. The coding region runs from base 142 to 1410 and encodes 422 amino acids. Gene Ontology annotation, molecular function: O-acetyltransferase activity. The transcript has 5 exons. Gene Ontology annotation, cellular component: Golgi apparatus. The record is from RefSeq and is a predicted model, not a curated record.